This is a messenger RNA of Oncorhynchus nerka (sockeye salmon), 5981 nucleotides long. RefSeq names its product homeobox protein Hox-A9-like. The record is from RefSeq and is a predicted model, not a curated record. Lineage: Eukaryota; Metazoa; Chordata; Actinopteri; Salmoniformes; Salmonidae. The coding region runs from base 4326 to 5120 and encodes 264 amino acids. The transcript is spliced from 2 exons. Gene Ontology annotation, biological process: proximal/distal pattern formation; anterior/posterior pattern specification; embryonic skeletal system morphogenesis. Gene Ontology annotation, cellular component: nucleus. Gene Ontology annotation, molecular function: RNA polymerase II cis-regulatory region sequence-specific DNA binding; DNA-binding transcription factor activity, RNA polymerase II-specific.
UUCAGUCGAGAGAGCCAUUAAGCCGGAGAGGAGGCUAGAGACAGUCGUAGAAAGUUACACUGCAUUUAGACAGAAUUUGACGAAGUCAUCUUCUUUUUUCUUGUGAUUGGAAUAGCGCAAUAACUUCGAUGAGUGGGUGAGUCAAUUUGUUGUUUUGGAUUUGGGUUUUCGGGACGCCACAUGUUUAAAACAUUCAGGUUUCCAGCGUAAGAUUUGAUACUGAACAUGUAAAAACAUUGUAGGCUAUUUUUAAUACAGGCCUCUUAUGAACAGCAUGGGGGAUUGAGAUCGAAAACCAAAAGAAGACGUGGCGUUAUGCAUUGGCGUCGAGCGGACUGUGGAGUGGUUUAGGUAGUUUCAUGUUGUUGGGAUCCAUUUUCUACCUCUACAACACGAAACUGUCUUAAUUGGCCCAGUUUAAUACAUCGAAACGUCAGUCAACUUAAUCUGGGACACAUGCAAUUUAACUGGAUUUGAUAAUAUUGAAUAGUAUUGGGAGUGUUAUUUGUGGUGACAUAAAUAAAAAAUAGGACCUUUCUUUCUAAAGACUUGCUGUCGUGUAUAUCUCUUAUCAUAUCGUCAGUAAUAUUUAUACAACCUCUAUUUGUUAUUUUUCAUCGUUAAAUUAAGCCCCUGGAUGCCUGCGUCCUAUAUUUAUCUUGGUAAAAGCUCAGCUAUAGGAGGGUUGGACUUGGAAUUAGCGUAAAGCUAUAAGCAUGUUUUCUGUCAGUCGUGACGCGGCGACGUCAGACAAGGCCUCGGUUACGACCACUGCAUUGGAAAGGAAGUUGAGUGGGCAACAGCGACCUCAGUGGCGCGCCGGUGGGCAAUAGAGCCGGAUGCUUCCGCUGCGCAAUAUAGCCCGAACACAAAAGAGGCGAAGGGCUUUAUGGCGAUAUUUAGAUCCGCCAGACAAGCUGUUAUCUGUGGGCAAAAUAAGUAAAUAGCCCCUGCGGUUAACUGGGUCCGUGUUGAAAAACACCCUGAUUUAGUUUACAGCCUUAAAGUGCCAUUGCCUUCCCUUGUGUCUUUUCUUUUGAAAAUGCCUGUCUGUUCUGUGUUUUAGUGCGCAUAGCCUUUCCCUAUCCACUAUCCUUUUUGUUUGUUUCUAAUGUCUCUAACACAUUUUCAUCCAUGCCUUAUCUGAUUCUGCACAGUGGUAUACGUUCGAGGAUGAAAUAUUAUCUGUUCAGUUAUAGGUGUGUGGCAUAGCCUACUGUUUUUUCAUUCAGUAGGAAAAUAUGCUGGAGUGGAUUCUUUAGCAGCAGUGAACCGCCUGUGGCCAUGUAGGGUGUUGGCCUAGCUUUCACUUUUAUUGGAUGGUAAUAAAUAGAACACGUAUUCUGUGUGCAGCUAUCUCCAUUCUCUAAGGCUAUGGUGGGGGGUGGGGGGGUGCAAGGUUCGACACAAUGUCUGUAAAGUGUUAUGCAGGCGUUACCUCUCUUCCUACUAGUCCAUAUAGUAUCAUAUGUUGUGUUCAGACUUGGGGUGCACGUUCAGUAGUUUCUCACCUGCUCUUGAAUGACCCCACAUGUAUUAGUUACCCCACAAGUAUUAGUUUGUGUUGUGUUGCUUAUCCAUUCAAAAGAUACACCUGAAAAUCAAAUGCAUAUAUAGUGUAGGCUUGACUAUAAUUUCCAGCGUCCCUGUCUUGGUUUAUAUUUGGUGUUUUAAGUUUUAAUGUCACAUGCACAAUGUCACAUGCACAAUGUCACAUGCACAAUUACAGUGAAAUGCCAUUCUUGCAAGCUCUAACCUCAACAAUGCAGUAAUCAAUAACAAUGCAAUACUAAAAAUAACAUGAGGUAGACCCAAAACACACAGGAAAUAAAAAUAAGAAAUGAGAAGUAUUCGCGAAAGUAAGUCCGCGUACUAUAUACAGGGUCAGUCAGUUCCAAUGCCAUAUUUACAAUGUGCAGGGAUACUGCAGUGGUAGAGGUAGAUAUGUAGGCAGGCCUAUAGGGGUAAGGUGACUAGGAAUCAGGAUGUAUGAUGAACAGAGUAGCAGCAGCGUAUAUGAUGAUUGUAUGUCAACGGGUGUGUGUAGAGUCACUAUAAAUGUAUGUUAAUAUAAUGUGUGUGUGAACACAUGAUGGAGUGAGUGUUUGUGUGUGUGUGUUGGAUUGUCAGUGUGCGUGAGUGAGUGUGUAGUAUCCUGUGAGUGUGCACAGAGACUUUGCAAAAAUAAAAUACAAGGGUCAACUCAGAUAGUCAUUGUAGCCAUUUUGCUAGCUAUUUAGUUAGCUAUUUAUUACUCUUAUGGCUUGGGGAUAGAAGCUGUUCAGGAGCCUGUUGGUGUCAGAAUUGAUGCACCCGUGCGGAAGCCAAGAGGACAGUCUAUGGCUUGGGUGGCUGGAGAUUGAAAAUGUGUUAGAUUUCUGCUAUCAAAUUUGAUUACAACGUGAUCUAUGUGUCUGAAUGACAUAAACAACCCCAUUUGUAAACUAGUGCCUAUCUAUUAUCUAUUAGUUGCAUGUAAAUGUCACGACGUAGGCCGAUCUCCAUUUUUUUUGUAGGGAAACUCCUAAACUUCUAAGUGAUUUAGUAGUUUACAUACAUCUUUGUUAUAAUUUUCUACUUUGUUGUUUUCGUUAGCCACGGCGCAUUUCAUAAUUGACUCGAUAGUGCUGAUAUUUGUAAUAGUGCUAGUGUUUCUUAUGAUAUAGUGGUCUCUCAUAAUAGGCUAAUAACAUUCCUAGUAAUAAUAGGAUAAUGUAUUUAAUAGGAUAAUGUAUUUAAAAAAGAAGCCAGGUUUUACAUGCUACUAUGUGCACACUAUUUUCUACGACGAAUUUUCAUAAUUGUCGUUUAUUUGUUUUAGCUGAAUGAUUUAAAUAUGCCACAACUAGGCCAUGCUUUUAUGCUUCACCAUUGGGCUUUUGAGAUACAUGAAUAAACAUGUACGUUUUUUCUUCUUCUGUACGCUCAAUAUAAAAGUUGUUUAAUUCCUCGGUUCUGUUUAAUAACCAGAAUACGUUUUUAUCUUGUCCAUGGAUAUACGAAUAUAAUAUUAGCCUAGGACAAUAGCAUGAUUCUUUCCCAAAUGUAUUUUUUUAAGACAUCAGUAAAUUAACGAACAUAUUAGGGUUCUAUAGCUGUGAGUAAAUGGGCCUACUAUGCAAACACAAAUACAAUUCUAUGCUAAUUUCCAUUUUCAUGCUCAAAAUAAUCUUACAUUUACUGCAUUUUUUUUCCAGUAGCUGAUAUAUAAACAAUAUCAUAGGAUGUUGAGGAAAUAACAAAUGAAACAGUCAGAUAGUCAGAUAUUAUUCUCAGCAGGUUUUUAGUCCGAUUAGUCUUUAAUCUGAUAUUAUAUUAUUAUUGUAUAAUACCAAACUAAUAUGUUAAUAGGCUAUACAAAAUAGCACGAUAUAGCACAACAUUAUGUGCUUAUCUUUAAUAGGGGGUGUGCGUAAAACGUUUUUUCUUUGGGAACGUUUGGACAUAACUUCUCUGGUUCGAAGACAAUGAAAAUAUGAAAGGUUGAAACAUUUUGACGGAAGAUGAAAGAGGUUACAUACUAGGAUGGAAAGCCUAUAGGGCUUUAGUUUUAAGGAAUAAUAUCUACAUAAUUUACGUUAUUUUGCGCCAUAGAAAUAAUGCAAUUUCAGACAUUUGGUUUUGUUAAUCAGCCCCAAUAUGGAGAAGUUAUUCUGGUUCAUUUCAGCCACUGCGGGUUUUGUUGUGAGUAUCAUUGGUAAUGCUUAUUACCCUGUAACGUAUGUGUAGAUAUCCCUCGUUAAAUGUGUGUUUUACCUCAUUUGGGAGAAUUAUUUGGGGGAUUUACUGGCCUAUGCUAACAGGGACAGAUACUUUCAAUUGUAUUUUUCUCAAUGGAGUUCAGCCUCUCCCUUGUCACGGGCCAACAUUUAUAUCAGAAAUUGCGUACUAAUCAUAUAAAAUAAUAAUAAUUUGCUUUUAAAACUAGACGUUGUCACGUUUUAAGACAAGAGACCCGCGAGCAUUUAAUAGUCAAAGGGAUUGAUUUAUUAUUUAUUGUUCAGCCUUUGUGAUCACGUGCGCGCAUCACCCAAUCGAAUGGCAGCCCUGCGUCCGAACUAUUAGUAGACUGUAGUUCUUUGUGGUGCCAAGUUGCUACUUGAUUUCUUCAGAUUUUUAUUUUGUGAGAGUGGGGUUUAGUGCGUGUGUAUGUGUGUGUGGUAUGUGUGUCGCGCUUGUAUUUGUAAGUAUCAGUGUAUGUGUGUGUGGUGUGUGUGUCGCGCUUGUAUUUGUAAGUAUCAGUGUAUGUGUGUGUGGUGUGUGUGUCGCGCUUGUAUUUGUAAGUAUCAGUGUAUGUGUGCGUACAUGUGAAAGUCUCUUUUGCCAUGUCGACAUCUGGAACGUUGACUAGCUACUACGUCGACUCCCUCAUCUUGCCUGAGAGUGAGGCGCUCUCCGCGCCUAGAUACUCCUCCGGUCCGGGGGGGCUCCAGCACGCGAGGCAGCCCACAUCGAUCACCGAUCACACUGAGCUUGGGCCCUGCACCUUCCCGACGAAAGCCCCGGUCUUCAGCCCGUCCUGGGGCCAUGUACCGACCCAGUUUCCAGCCGCCGUGUCGUCGGUGUACCACCACCCUUACGGGAAUCACAUAAGCCCGGCUCCAGGCGACCUGGAGGGUCGCUACAUGCAGUCCUGGCUGCUGGAGCCCAUGUCAGGGUCCUUGCCUUUAACUGGAUUACCAACGAGUCACCACUACGGGAUCAAAUCCGAGAGCCUGGAUGCGGGAGCGGACAGCGUGCUGCCUGGAUCCCACACCGCGCUGCUCCUGUCCGAUUUCGCCGAAGGAACGGCGGCGACUGCAUCCCCGGUGGACAAGGACACACUACCAGGCCAGACCGGGGACCUGAACGAGGAGAAACCGGCCCUUGAUCCAAAUAACCCGGUAUCCAACUGGCUCCACGCUAGCGCCACGAGAAAAAAGCGCUGUCCAUACACCAAGCACCAGAUCCUCGAGCUGGAGAAAGAGUUCCUCUUUAACACGUACCUCACGCGGGACCGUAGGUUCGAGGUCGCGAGGCAGCUCAACCUUACGGAGAGACAAGUCAAAAUCUGGUUUCAGAACCGCAGAAUGAAGAUGAAGAAAUUUAAUAAAGAUGGUGGACCGAAAGAUGAUUUAUAGGUAUGAUUGAUUGAAUGAGAACGUAAAAACAUAUCCGAAAUAAGGGGGGUAUCUGUGAAAAGGCUCUUUCUCUACUGAACUGCAUUUUUAUAGUCGUUGUUUCAUUGUUUUAUCCCUAACAGAAGCUGUUAUGUGUCUUGUAAAAAGCAUGUCCGGCUCUACUCGUCGUUUUGAUGCAACUAACUACCUUUAUAUUGCACAAUUUAGCAGUGCGCAUUAUUUUUUGUUAUUGUUAUUAGGAUGUUAAUGAAUGAAUUAAAGCCUCGGCUGUGAGGGCAUCUGUGCAAGGCAUGUACCCUAUUGAUAGGCCUGUUCUCUGUGCUCGUUUGUGUGUGGAUGUGAGUAGCUAUAUGUGUGUGUUCUCCGGUUUGUAGAUAUAGGCCUCUGUGUAUUUCAGGUUAAACUGAAUUUAGUUUCAAAUGUUGUUGUUGUUGUCGUUAUUUCAACUAUUGGUCUAUUUGAGUUGGAGGGAUUGGCUAACGUAAUGGUGGCAUUUUGAAGCGGGUGCAUGAGCAUCAAAAAGCCUCUUUAAAAUGCAUAUUGGCCUGUUGAUAAUGUUACUAGAAGCUACAUACAAUGAUAUUGUCUCUCAACUACCUACAAUUGCAAGAACCUCAUUUCAUUUUAACAUGACUUUUCGUUGUGAAGAGACUGAAUGCUUGUAUAGAUCGUAAACUAUGUCUGAAUUUCAGGGAGUAACAUUUGAGAGGACAUAUUUGUUAGAAAGGAGAGAGACUAAAUAAACAGAAACACUGUAUGCUACCUAAUGAAUACCUCAUGGUCUGGGGACUUUCAGAUUUUUGGUUCUCAAAUGUAAUUUGUACUAUUUAUUGAAUAAAACAAAUUAUAUCUGCGAAUGCA